AUGGCAGAGACCGUGGCUCCGGUGGUGAUCGAAACAAGCGUGGCGACGACGGAUGCGGCUGGAUCGAUGCUGGCGGUAGCGCUGACGCUGCCUGCAGAGCGGGCUGGCGAGGCGGCGGCGUGGGAGGCGGCGUUGGGCAGCGGGGCACCGGUGGCUUCCGGAGCGCCGGCAGUGAUGGUGUGCCACGGGCUGUUUGGCCACAAGGACAACGUGUUCUUCCGGGCGCUGGGUCUGGCAUUGGCACGCAAGGGCCUGGUCGCGCUUCGCAUCACCUGCCGCGGCAACCGCGGCUCCGGUGGGGCAUGGGCCAUGUCGGGCUACGCUGAUGACGUGGACGACAUGCUGGCGGUGAUGGCGGCAACUCGGGCUGGACUCGGCCUCGAGUUUGUGGCCCUCAUCGGCCACUCACGCGGCGGCAACUCGGUGGUGCUUGCUGGUGCCGAUCCGCGGUGCCCGUCGUCGGUUGUUGCUGUUGUCGCCCUUGCCCCGCGGAGGCUCAUGCCGGCCAUCGUCCCGCGGUACUUUACCGAGAGCCAGGUGGCCAUCAUCCGAGCCGCCGGCUCGCUCCGCUGGGUCCCGGCCUUCAAGCCGUCUGUUGAGGUCACCAUCACUACCCAAGACCUCGACACGCUGCUGGGCCUUGACAUGGACGCAGCCUAUGCCGCGCUCGACUCCAUGUCUUCCCGAACAGUCACCGUCGUCCACGGCGACGCUGAUGCGGUCAUUCCGGUCGAUGACUCGGCCUCGCUGCCGGCUGCCUUCCCGUCGGUCGGCUUUGUCUGCGUUCCCGGAGCCGACCAUCUGUUCACCAACACGCCCGACGCAUCAGACGCGGUCGUCACCGCCGCCAUCGACGCCGUCGUCGCCGCCUCCUCUACCUAGAGCAUGUCGUCUUGGUACUCGUCGGCAACAGGCGCCAGAUCGUCG
Messenger RNA from Thecamonas trahens ATCC 50062, 927 nucleotides. Its product is annotated as esterase. Bases 1 to 882 code for a protein of 293 amino acids. The transcript has a single exon. NCBI's taxonomy places the organism in Eukaryota, Apusomonadida, Apusomonadidae. The record is from RefSeq and is a predicted model, not a curated record.